AAACAGUUAUGUACAUGUCUGAAAAUAUGGCCGCUCCUGAAUAGCGGUGUAUGUCAGAUCGUGGAUAAAAUUCAGUAUUAAUCUUCAUAUUUAGAUAAAAUAAAGUGAAAAAUUUCGGAUAAGAGUGCCAAACAGAUUCAUUUCUCGAUAUGUCGGAGGAAAAUGUAAAAGUAGCGGUCAGAGUGCGACCAUUUAAUGGUCGUGAGAGAGAUCGCAAUGCCGUACUUAUCAUUGAGAUGUCUGGGGCUACAACCAAAAUAAUAGACCCAUCUGGAAGUAACGAGGAGAAAAAAUUCACAUUUGACUACAGUUACUGGUCGCAUGAUGGUUGCAAGGAUAACGGCACAGGAUAUUUCGCCCCGGACACUUCUAGCCCGAACGGAAAGAAAUUUGCUGAUCAGCAAAAAGUGUUUGACGAAUUGGGUGUUGGUGUACUGAAUAAUGCAUGGGAAGGCUAUAACUCUACAUUGUUUGCAUAUGGACAGACUGGGUCAGGAAAAAGUUGGUCCAUGGUCGGCUAUGAUGUCAACAAAGGAAUUGUGCCACUGUAUUGUGAACAGCUUUUCAAAGGCAUUGAAAAGAAAGUAGCCGAAGGAGCAAAAUCUCAGUAUGAGGUAACAUUCACUAUGUUGGAGAUUUACAAUGAAAAUUGUCGAGAUCUCCUAGACUCCAGUGGGUCAAAAUCAGCGCUCCGGGUGAGACAGCAUCCUAAAUCAGGAUUUUACGCUGAUGGCUUAAAUGAGACUGCGGUGGGCAGUUACCAGGAUAUUGAGCAGAAAAUGGCUGAAGGAACAAGGAACAGAACUGUCGCUUCUACAAAAAUGAACGCUACCAGCAGUCGUGCUCACACCAUUGUAUGUAUAAAGUUUGUCCAGAAAUCUGUCAACGAUGCAGGAGAAGAAAUGGCAAAAACAUCAGAGGUCAAUUUGGUCGAUCUUGCUGGAAGUGAGAGAGCUGACAGUACUGGUGCCACGGGAGACCGUCUCAAGGAGGGAGCAGCCAUUAACCAGUCAUUGUCAAGUCUGGGUAACUGUAUCGCUGCCCUCGCUGACCAGGCCAGUGGCAAAAAGACCAGAGUGCCUUACAGAAACUCUGUACUCACCAAGCUAUUGAAGAAUGCCCUUGGUGGAAACAGCAAAACAAUUAUGAUUGCUGCCCUGAGUCCUGCAGACAUCAACUAUGACGAAACACUAUCUACACUCAGAUAUGCUGAUCGUGCUAAGCAGAUUAAAUGUUCUGCCAAGGUGAAUGAGGAUCCAACAGCAGCCUUGAUCCGAGAACUUCAGGAGGAGAAUGAGAAACUUAAGGCAAUGUUGUCCUCCGGGAAAGUUGACAUGUCCAUCAUGGAAGGGGAAGAUACCGCUGAUAUGACUGAUGAAGAGAGGGCAGAAAUGAAGAAGGAACUUGAAGAUGAAUACAAGAGUAUGUUGGAGAAGAACAAGAAAGAUAUGGAGAAUAUGGAAGCUGAAUUCCAGAAACGUCUGGAAGAAGCAAAGGCCAAUAGUGACUACCAGUCUAUCGCCGAAAUAAAUGAGAGAAAGAAGACGGACCCCCAUCUGUACAAUUUGAACAUGGAUCCGAUGAUGACCGGCAGAAUUAUACAUUUCAUGAACGACGAUAAAGAAGUCAUCAUUGGUAACGGAAAGGCUGAAGGAACUGACCUUGUACUGAGAGGUGGCAGUAUCAUAGAUGUUCAUUGCAAAAUCAUGGAAAACAAUGGAGUGUACACUCUGGAGACGUUCCCAAAUGCAAAAACAUUACGCAACGGUAAAUCUGUUACAGCUGAGACUAAAACAUUGAAGCAUCAUGAUCGUCUUGUGUUCGGUACGACCCAGUUUUUCGUGUUCUGUAAUCCCAAAGACAAAUCAGGAUGUAAAGUAGAGAAUCCAGACUUUGAGAUGGCACAAGCAGAGAUUGCCACAAAAUCUGGAGGGUUUGACAUGUCAGGACAGAACAAAAGUAGAGAUGAGGCGAUCCUUCAGCAAGACUUACUUGAGAUCAUGCCGGGCGUAGAGGAGGCUAACAGCAUCUCUGAGGCUCUAGAGAAGAGGAAACGUUUUGAUCUCGUCAUUGUAUCCCCCGAGGCACGGGGAGAGUUGACUGGCAGGACUGAGGUAAUGGUGAAGAUGACUGAUAUAGACACCAAACAUGAAUGGAUGUGGAACAGGCAGAUAUUCCUUGAUCGUAAAUGUAUCAUGUCAGAAAUGUUUGACAAAUAUGAGGACGGACUUGAAUGGCAGCGUCCACAGGACAAAGAUCCAUUUUGGGAAGAUCCCAAGGCCGAUUUCCACAUUGGAAGUGUCAAAAUGUGGCUCCAGUCUAUCUCUUACAUGAUUGAAUCCAGUGAGACACUGGACAUUACUGACUUCAAAGGAUCUCCUGUCGGUAAAAUGACUAUUGGAGUAUUCCCAUGUGACCCUAAAGGAAAAGAAUUCACCGACAAGGAUGACAAGUUUGUUGAGGACCCAAAUACUCUGGUUGGCAAGAAUAUUGACUUCAAGGUGAAGAUUACCAAUGCAAGAGGGUUACCCAACAAAUAUACUGAUGUAUACUGUAAGUACAAAGUGUAUCUGGAGGAUAAAUACACACAGACAAAAGCUGUAAAGGACACAACUAACCCUGACUACAAUCAUGAGAGAGUUAUCUCCCUGCCAGGAACUCAGGAGACUGUGGACUUUUUGAAGACUGGGGCAUUUAUUGUACAAAUCUGGGGUAAGCAAAAGGAUCAUAAACCGAAAGGUGGGGCCAAGGUCAAGGCUGGUGGUACUGGAGGAGCUGGCGUCCAUGCCGUCAACACUAACCAGCAGAGAUUCGAUCCAGAAAAAGUGAAAUAUAUGAUGGAAGUUGGUGCAUUGAAAAAGAGGCAAGAAAAAAUGGAGCUAAAACUUGUUCACAUGAGGAGAAUGAUAGAAGUUGCUGAAGAGCAUCAUAAACGUAAAGUAUCGACAAAACUGAUCAAGGAUAUCUACCACGCCCCUACCAAUGACCAAGCUGAGAAAUGCAUUGCUCUCAUACCCUUGGAGAAAGAUUCGGAUGACGAGGAUGGUGGUGGAGAUGGAGGCGGAGACGGAGGUAAACCUAUUGCUCUCGUUCCUCCACAUAGUAAACAAGACACAAAAGGACCUGGUGGCAAUGACAGUCAAAAAGAUAAAAAAGGUGGUGGCGGCGGUGGUGGUGGUGGCGAAAGUGUUACUAUAAUUCUAGCAGGAGGAAAUAACGGAACAGACAAAGAUGGAAAAUCUGGCGGCAAGGGUCAUGGUGGCGAUGGCGGUGGUGGCCGUGGCGGUGGUGGUGGCGAUACUACAGUUUUAGUUGGAGGAGACAAAAAAGACAAAGACGGGAAAUCUGGCGGUAAGGGUCAUCAUGGCGGCAAGGGUCAUGGCGGCAGCAAGGGAAAACACAAGAGAUCAGGGUCAAAGUCGUCAAGGUCGUCACAUAGCUCCUCUUCAAGCUCAUCAUCCGACUCCUCAGAUGAUGAGAAGAAGAGUAAAGCGAAAGCUAAAGCCAAACCAAACAAGCGUGCAAGCUCUGCGAAGAAGUCAAGUGCUUGUGUCCUUCUAUAAGUUAAAAACCCAGAUGAGCUUAUCCCCUUUGUUUUCUCUUCCCCUAGAAAUAUAAUUUCUGGCAAAAAUAAAAUAAGUAUAGCAAGGUUUUUUUCUGAUGUUUUUUGUUUUUUUUUAAGGUACAAAACAUUUAUAAUUUGCCUGUGAAACAUAUAAGAAUUUAUAUCGCAUUACAUCGCUACUCAGAGGUGAAUACCCUCGUCCCUCGCCAACCUCCAGAGGUUUAAAUAGCUACCCUACACAGACACUGCUGCAAAUGAAGACUUUAUUUUUAUACGCCACUCAGUAAUUAACAGGUUCUUGUUUAUGUCUUGUUGACUAUGUUGUUCAUUUUGUGUACAUAUUAUUUCUUUUGACAAUAUACUCUGUACAUCAAAGGUUUGCAGUGCCCUUAAAAUGAAUUUGAUUGUUCAAUACUGAAUAAUUCUGUACGUUAAAUUUGAAAAACAAUAAUUUUGUUGUAUAUGUAAACAUUGUAUAUUUUGUCUUGUACAAUGAUUUUUUACCAUUAGCUGUUUUAGUAUAGUUGAUUUUUCUGCAGUUGUUUUGUCUGUUAACUUAUUUGCUCUUGGAAGUAUUCCGUCCAGUGAAAGUAUGUGUCAGUAUUUUGUUCCUAUACAAGGUCUUGAUUGUUACGUUGUUACAUAAUAUUAUCUUGUGUAUUAAAUGUGUCAUAAAUUAUCUAUGUGUGUGCACAACAUUAUGUAUUAUGUAUCAUUUCAUUAGAUUUCAGGAAUCAAUUAUUGUGAACUUAUUGGUCAAAUCCACGUUUUAUAGUCCAAUAAUUGUAAUUAAGUAAAAUGUUGUGUUUUAAGAAAGUAUCAUCGGUUCCAUUUAUUUUUGUUGGCUAGUGUGACAGUUGCUCAUAUGAAGUACUUGUAUUUUUUUCUCAGUACUUCUUUUAACUAAUAUUAUGAGUUAUAUAUCAAGUUUAUUUAUCUUUUCGACAAAUCAGCUCGCUAGUCUACAAAAAUAUUCAACAUUUUGACUUUCAUUCAUACUAGUAAUAUAAUAUCCUCAGAAUAAAUGUCCUAUCAUUAUGUAAUCUCAGUUUAGCUAGAUUUUUUUAAAGCUCAAGUUUUUUACAGCAUACAUUUAUGAUCCUUGUGUUAUAUAUAUAUACACAACAUACAUGAUACUUUGUGUAAUAUGUAUACAUGGCAUACAUGGUCUUUGUAUUAUAUGUCCACAACACACAUGUUCCACGAGUUAUAUGUACAUCGCAUGCGUGAUCCUUGUGCAUAUGUACACAGCAUACAUGGUCCUUGUGUUGUAUAUAUAAUCUUUGUGUUAUGUGUACACAGCAUAAAUGACCCUUUUGUUAAUAUGUACUCAGAACUUCUGCAAUACACCUAUGAUCUUCACAGAUUUAUACACGUGUGUGUACUCAAAAUGGUAAUAUACACGUUGCAGUAUUGGAACUAUUUUAUAUGAAAUGAUAUAUAUAUACAAGCAUAAUACUACAUGUGCACUUAUAGAUGUUUAGUAUUGACUAUUUGUCAAACAUUAACUGCUGUGUUAUUUUGGAAAGACGGGAACUAUUUGUUUCACAGUAUUCAGUGUCAUCUACGAAAUGAUACAUGUACCUCAAAAUAGUUGGCGCGGAGGUGACAGAUUGUUAAGAAAUGAUGUUAGAAAGUGAUUUACACUUCACCUUCAGGUAGUUAGUGAUCAGAUUGUCUACUUAAUGUAGUCAUGACACUAAUUCUAGCUAACAGUCACAGGACUUACUGAAUAAGUAACAGUACUUUAGUAGUAAUUAAAUGACUAAAUGAAGUAGUCACAUGAUUAUCUGAGGUAAUCACGUGACUAAAUGAAGAAGUCACAUGAUUGUCUGAGGUAAUCAUGUGACUAAAUGAAGUAGUCACAUGAUUAGCUGAUCAUGAAGUGAUUACCGGUACCUGCAUGACCAGUUGCUGGAUUCAGGAUGGUUUGCAUACAAGGCAAGAUUUCAUAAGUGUUGAAAAUACAUUAUAUGAAUAGAUUUGACAGGAAUUGAUUUAAGAAUUUUUUUUUAUGUUGAAAAUUAAAUACCUUUGUAAACAUAAAAACUUUCAUAACCACAAAUAAUUGAAGCUUAAUAUAUGUAUCAGGUCAUAUUAUAUGUAACUGGUGGAUUCCAGCCUCUAAAAGCAAAGUCUGUGAUACUAGUAAUGUGUAAACUUCUCUAGAUUAAAUUGCAUUCUAAUUGGAUUAAUCAAAUCUUUUAAAUAAUUAGUAUAAACCUGUAGCAGGAAUCGAUAUAUCCGAGUAGUGUAAGUGAUUCAAAAUUAAUUUAUUAUUUUAUUAACUUAUUUAUGUUGCUUGGAAGCAAAUACUGUGAUAUUUAGAAAAAAAUAAUAUAUUAUAAUAAAAUAUUUACCCUUAUAGUGCUAGUAAAAUAAUUUAGCUCUAAUUUAAGUUGAAACUUAGGUAUUGAAAAUUGCUAAUUUUGAGUUAGCAUUUUCAAGCUCAUGAGCGGAUUCUGUGAUAAAACUUAAUAUAUCAGUUUCUUUUGUUGAAGCACUUGUUAAGACUUUUACUUGUACCCCAUAGAUUUUUCUCUUGUAGUUGUAACUCAGUUAUAGUCUGUUUUGAAAACUGUUAUCCUUAGCUAGGUUGAAUCAGUUAUAGUCUGUUUUGAAAACUGUUAAUCUUUGCUACAGGUUGACGUUUUCAAGCUCUUGAGCCGAAUCUGUGAUAUUAAGGUUCUGUGAUAUGUUGUGGCGGGUAGUUUUCUAAAUUUCUAUCAUUUUACACUUGAUUGUUGAACAUGCUUUAGAUAUGGGGGAGUUCCCCGCAGCAGGCAGACGUACAAGAAAUUUAUGCAAUUUGGCAGAACUCUAGAAAACUCCACUGCUUCAACGUCAUGUUGUGUAUAUGUUCUGGCAUUCAUGUGCUCAUAGUUGUAGGAAGUGCUUGGGGGCAUUAUGGAGAAAAAAUGGAAUUGUUGUAGGAAGUGGUUGUCAAAUUGGGAAAUAUUUUGGGUGGGUGGGGGAAUUCUUGACUAAUGGGGUAAAAAGUCUUAAGUGGGAAUAGUAUAGAGGAUAGGAUUGUUUGAAUGAUUGUUUGAAUGAGAUGAAAGGUGACAUUUUUCUCUUUUUUUUUUUUUCAUUCUUUUGCUUUUUGUUUCUUCAUUUCCAUCCCAGAUCCUUUUAAGUGUUUGUAAAUAUUUUAUGUUAGUAAGUCAUUUAUUUGAUUUCCCAGAUUUCUCACCCAUUUAAAUACGAACAUUUUUUGUUGUAAACGUUCAAGUUUUAUUUCAUAAAAAUGCAUGACUUUGUAAAUAGUGUGCUUUGUUUAACACAGAAGUAGGUUGCAGUGAGUUUUCAUUAACUUUAAACACAGUAUAGUGCUAUUUUACAUAAUAAGUUGCUACUAUUUUAUCCAUUAUAAGUUCUAAAAUGUAACUUUUACCUAAAUGAAUUGAAUGUCAUUUUGCAAUGUUUUGGAUAUGUUGAACUUCAGGUCUUGAAGGCAUGAAGGAAGAAAAAUAAAAAAUUGUCUUGCAAGAAUUAUAUAAAUACAUUGUAGGAUUAAAAUCAUAUAAAAAUUGUUAGACUUUUUUUUUUUUUAAAUAAUUUAGAUUUAAUUUAAUUACAGUAAAGUUGUUUUCAGUUUGAUUAUGAAGCAAGUAUGAAUUCAGUAAUGAAAAUUGGGCAUAUUUUCAAUAAUUGUCUAAAAUAAAAUGUUUUAAAAACCCAUAUGGUUAAAAUAGUGUGACAAGUAAAAUUAUUUUGUAGUGGAAUUAUAACUAUUGUAGAGGACUGUCCUUAAUUUUCAACCUUUUUUUUGUAAAUUACCUUUUCAAACAAAUUCUCUUUUUCUUUAUUUUAUGAGCAAGGGAUAGUAGUAAAGUAAAAUUAUUUGAGAUCAAAAUCAGAAGAGAAAUCAGGAAGUCAGAAUUGCAUCACAUAUGAAUUUCUUGGCAAAUUUUAUUCUUUGACUUUCAGUAGUUAUUUAAAAUGAUUAGAAAAAUAAUUUCUUUGGAAAUUUGCGUUUUUGAACAUACUUUUAAACAUACAUAAGGUUGUAAAUUAAGGUCGCUAGACUUGGUUAGGGAGCCGUUUGGAACACUGCCAAAAUUUAAAUUUUGAAAAUUACCCAGAAUUCUCUGGGUAUAAAGCUUAUCAAAGCAAACCUGUGAUACUUGUAUAUAAAUUGAUUGAUUAUCAUUCCAUCAAAGAGAUGUUGAAAUGACUUACUGCAUGCACAUCUGUUAAGUAUAUUAUUACUUUAAUACCAAGUCCAAAUGCAAGGCAUUUCUUUGAAAUCCAAGGCAAUUUUACACAUCUGUUUGAUUUUUAGUUGGUUAAUUACUCGAUUAUAACUAAGAACUGGUUUGGUUUGAACAGGGUCUGGGUGACAGACUGAAAUUUGAGUAACAAAAUGUAAAAUUAUGUUUUUAGAAGAAAAUUUUUAAAAAAAGAAUAUCAUUUGAACAUUUUGUAUGAUAUAAAAAGAAGAAGAAUUUAUAAGCCAUUCAAAUAUUGAAAAAAAAAACUGUCGAAUUUUGUACUUUCAGUGUAAAAUGCAGUAUAUAUUUGUCAUUCACAUCUCUAAAUUCCAUGGACAUUUUUGUUUCGCCCAAUUUUCAUUUCAUAUCAUUUCCAUAGAGACAAAAAAAAAAGGAAAAAAAUAGGGUAAAAAAAUGAUAUUUUUACCUCACCCACUGUGCAAUAACUGUAGCCACUUAUUAAAGAUAAGCACUUAUUAGUAUGUUUAUUACUGUAUGAAAGUUUUCAUUUCUGUUGAAUAAAUAAGUUAUGUAAUAGAAACAGUAGCUCAGGAUAUAUUAGAAAAAAAGAUUUAAAGUGAAUACAAAUCGAAUACAGUAACAAAGACUAAUGUGAUACUCUUGAGUAUAUAUAAUAACAGAACAUUGUAUUCUUGUAUGCAAACCAUCCUGGAGGGAAGUCAUCAUGUUGACUGGUUAAACAAAAGCAACUUCCUAAUUUGAUAAAAAAAUAAACAAAUCUUGUAUUUCAGCAAUAAAAGUAAUGUUCAAUGAUUAAAAAAAAAAUAGUAUCCCUUGUAAAGGUUAUGGUUUUACGAAUAUAUACAACAAAAUCCUCAGUUCAAUGGAGUCCUGUCUCUUGUAUUUAUAAUACAAGGAUUUAUCAGUAUAUGAAACAACACAAUCCUCAUUCCUAUCCCUUGUAUAUAUAAUAUGAGACGUUAUGAAUAUAUUAUUCAGCAAUAUUACAUUGUGUAAGUACUGUGAAUUGAAUAGGAACGUUAUUCCAAAGUAACACAUGUCGGGUUGUACAUCACUCAUAUUUAUUUAGCUGCUUUGAAGCGUACUGUUAUAUCAGACCUAUAAUGUAUAUUGGUAUUAAAUUAUAGGGUAAUACUACUGUCUGUUCAUUAAGGCAGAGAUGUUCAGGAUUGUGCCUACAUAAUAACAUUAUUGUUAAAAAAUUUGACUACAGUUAGUCAACAUUUGAAAAAUGCACACAUACUGUUAUGUCAAUACCAUAGUAUAUGUUAUGGGUCUGAUAACUACAUGUAUAAAUUAUAUAUACACACAGUCAUUGCAGGCAAUGAUGGAUGAUAUUUUACUGUAUAAAUUUGAGACAUGACAAUGAAACUUUACAUCUGCUACUUUAUUACACUUACAUAUCAGUACUUGUGUAUUUAUAUCUUGCAUGGAAUUCUCAUGGUUAUCUUUAAGGUAUUUUACAUCUGAAUAGUCUGGGCUACAAAAUUUGUAAAGAAUAUGACCUGGAGGCAUCCAAAAUUGUGUCACAGUCUAAGAUUAUAACUCUGUUUCUAUUUUUAGCAGUUUAAAACUGUUUCUAUUUUUAGCAGUUUUAAACUGUUUAUAGAUAGGUGAUGUUGUUUUAUCUUGAGUAUGUUUCUAAUCAGCAGAACACAUUCCGUCCAUUUUCAUUAUGUAUAUACCUUUUCAAUUUUACUAAAAAUAUAUAUUUUUACUGUUUAACCGUCCACUGUUAGAUUAUGUUAAAUUUCUUUUGAAUUUUUUAUGAUUCUCAAUAUGUAUCUCCUUUCUGUACAUUCAUAGCAUUAUAAUGCCUGACUAAUGUUGAAGUGGUCAAAAUGCACAAGGGGUCUGGGAUAUUUGCCUGACUUUUUAAGCAAAUUUAUCACAGCUCAACACUUACAGACCUGGCUGAGUUGAAAAUGCAUCUUUCAUGUUUUGUUCUUCUCCUGUCUAAGAGAAACCUUUGCAGUUAGAACUGUUUUGGCUAUACAACUUAUUUUCAGCCAGGUCUAUUAAGUGAGACUGCUUAUAAAUUAUAAGUUAAUUAUUGCACAUUCCUAUCUCCAUAGUUUUCCUGUAAAUGAGGUUGUGAAAGCUAACGACCACGUUAAUUUCAACUGUGUUUAACCCUUACCCUGCUAAAUAUCUAAAAUGGACCAGUCCAUCAUCCAAUUUGGGCCAUACCACUUAUUAUUCAAAGGGGUGUUCACUGAAAAAUUACUGACUGAAUAGCGAACAGUGCAGACCAUGAUCAGACUGCACGGAUGUGCAGGCUGAUCUUGGUCUGCACUGGUCGCAAAGGCAGAAUCACUUGCCGCCAGCAGGCUAAGGGUUAAUAAAUAUAUUCUGGGACUACAGCCAUUUUUACAGGAAAAAAUAUGGAAAUGUUUGUCUAUUUAAUGUAUUUAUUGGCAUCUGAGACACUCACUUCCAAUUAAUUUAUGUGGAGUUUUUGUUGUAGAUAGAUUUAAGCGGAUAAUUGGUUUGAUAGUGGAGUCCAGGUGCUGGAUCUAGAGAAGGACCAGGACCGAAUUCAUCAAUAUUCUCAGUCUAAAUCUUUGAAAUGCUUGAAUUAUUUUGUCUUAAAUUUGUAAAUCUAGUACAGACUUUAAUGAAACUUGGCUUGAAAAUGAUAUAUAUUACAACAAAAAGCUGUGUGAAGUUUCAGCAGUAUAAAUUUAUUACAAAGGAAGUUAUGACAGUUUGAAUUUUCAGAGACUUCAGGCUUCGAAUUUUGAUGAAUUCCAGCCCUCAUAGAACUUAAUUGGUAAUGUACCGGUGGCAAAAUCUUAACUGGUGUUAGUAUUAUACACGAAGGCUUGAAGGAAAAGGUGUUGUUGAAAAGAUGUAUUAUUAUCUGGGAGUUUUUUUUUUUCAUUUUUGGAUCAUUACUUUAAAAAAUAAGAUUGGUUGAAGUUUGUAGGCAUUUUUAUUUUAUAUCACUGCAUGCAAUUUGCACUUUAUUUGAUGUAAAAAAAGUACAAAGAACAUUUUUAUUUUUGUAAUAUAUGUUAAUUCAUUUCUAGUAAAGGCUAUUUCAGUAUUAUAGCAAUGUACACACUGAUUAAUUACCAUGGUUUCAGUUUCCAUAGUUUCAGUUUCCAUGGUUUCAGUGAACAUGAUCUCUAUAUGCGAAAUCCAUAAAAUUAAAGCAUUAUGGGUAAAUUGACCGUUGUAGAACAAAGGAAGUGUGAAAAAAGCUCAAAAAUCUGUAACAGUAAUAUGGAAUAAACCUUUCUUUUGUAAUAAA
Mercenaria mercenaria is the source of this 11017-nucleotide messenger RNA. Its product is annotated as kinesin-like protein KIF28P. The transcript has 23 exons. Gene Ontology annotation, molecular function: microtubule binding; microtubule motor activity; ATP hydrolysis activity. The coding region runs from base 150 to 3563 and encodes 1137 amino acids. NCBI's taxonomy places the organism in Eukaryota, Metazoa, Mollusca, Bivalvia, Venerida, Veneridae. Gene Ontology annotation, cellular component: microtubule; kinesin complex. The record is from RefSeq and is a predicted model, not a curated record. Gene Ontology annotation, biological process: microtubule-based movement; cytoskeleton-dependent intracellular transport.